Lasiodiplodia theobromae is the source of this 1533-nucleotide messenger RNA. RefSeq names its product Spry domain containing protein. Bases 1 to 1533 code for a protein of 510 amino acids. The transcript has 3 exons. The record is from RefSeq and is a predicted model, not a curated record. Lineage: Eukaryota; Fungi; Ascomycota; Dothideomycetes; Botryosphaeriales; Botryosphaeriaceae. Gene Ontology annotation, molecular function: protein binding.
AUGCGGCUGCCCGACGCCGAGUUCCUUGCCGCGGUGCCCACCACCUUAUCGACCCAUGCCGCCCACUCACACCCGACCGCUGCCUCGUCGCCGCUGUUCCUCGCAUCGCACCUCGAAGCAAUGCAGGCGCCGCACGGCGGUGCCCCGAACACGCUGAACAUCGACAGGAUGAGUUCGACGGGGAAGGGGAUCUUGGUGGGCAUGAUAUCCGCCUUCGGCUCAGCCGCCUUUGUCGCCGUGGUUUUCGCAAUCAUCUACUUCUUCAGAUACACCCAGCAAGGCAGGAUUUUCUUGGAUCGCAUAGGCAGACCCGGAGAGUACGAUGACGAGCAGGCCUUUCUUAAGGAGGAGGCCGAGGCGCUUGAGGAGAUGGACGAUCUGCAGCGCACCGAAUACAUGCGAGCGAAGGCGUUCAUUCAAGCCAACCCUCCCGAGUCGGUGCAGACAGACAUCUCGCUGUCGCAGUUCUUGGCGAUCCAGGAGAAGGGUGUUUCAGCCUGGGAGUUUGAACCGGAACUGGAAAUUGCAAACUGCUUUGUCGAGGGCCGCACGGAAGUCGAGUUCUUCGACUCGGAGUGCAGCGUGCAGAGUAAUCUCCCGAUUCCGAAGCAGAAUGAGGUGUACUACUGGGAGGCAAAGGUCUACGAUAAGCCUGAGAAUACGACGAUCAGCAUUGGCCUCACUACCAAGCCUUAUCCCCUCUUCCGUCUUCCAGGCUUCCACAAGACUUCUAUCGCGUACACGUCCCACGGCUCCCGGCGGUUCAACCAGCCCUUUACCCCCACUCCCUACGGCCCUUCUUACGUCCAGGGUGAUGUUAUAGGGGUUGGGUACAGGCCCCGCACGGGAACGAUCUUUUUCACUCGCAACGGCAAAAAGCUCGAAGACGUCGCCCACGGUCUCAAGUCGCAGAACUUCUUUCCUACUGUCGGUGCUAAUGGCCCGUGCCAGGUGCACGUGAAUUUCGGACAGAUGGGGUUUGUCUUCAUCGAAGCGAACGUGAAGAAAUGGGGUCUUGCACCCAUGAACGGCUCGUUGGCACCACCGCCGCCGUACGGCAGUGAGCAGGGCAGCAUUCUUUUGGAGGGUGGAAGAGAAGGCAUCAGAGAAGGCAUGGGGUACCUCGCAGCCGGUUACGCCCAUGCAAGGAGAAGCAGCCAGCAGAUGCGACUUGGAAGGAACCAGCCCACCAGCCCCGGUCCGCAACGAUCUCCCACAGAUAUUUCCCUGGCCCAGCUCAGCCUGGUCGAUUCCAACGAAGGAGAUAUAGGUGAAGGCACCAGCAAUGCUGCUGGAGACUCGUUCUCGCCGUACGGCCAGGUUCCGCAAAGCUUGGCAAUCCCUGUUGCUGAACCCCCGCCGGAAUAUGAAUCUCCCCACGGAAGCCCUAGCACCCAAGCCAGCCACGACGGUGGCGUACCCCUGUUGGGACACAGGACUGAAGAACCCCCGAUACCCACGUACGAUGCUGCAAUUGCGGAUUCCCAAGCGGAGAGCAGGGGAAGGAGUGAUACCCGUGGCUCGCGCUCAUGA